GGUCAAACGUGAGAAUCUGGUUAGAGACCAAGCUGGCGGUCUAGGGAUUCAACCUGCCGGACCCUAAUUCUCUUAAAAGCUCUGUCUGCAGAUGCCUAUGACAGAUCGUUAGAGGAGGUCAAGCUCCUCCGCAGAGAGAACUAUGCUUAUCCGGGGCAAGCGCCAGUUCACACUGGCGGGUAAGGGUUGACCUCCACAGGAUCCUGAACUGGAAGGCCGGAUCUAGCCCUACGAAGAACCUAAGCCAGCAGGCCUCAGGGCUGGCUGAGCAGCUGGCUCCCAGCUUGGCGCCCUACUUCCAUGUCUCAUCUGAAGAAUGUGGAAGCCAGGAUCCUCCAGUGUCUCCAGAACAAGUUCCUGGCCCGCUAUGUUUCCCUCCCAAACCAGAACAAGAUCUGGACGGUGACUGUGAGCCCAGAGCAAAAGGACCGCACCCCUCUGGUGAUGGUACAUGGCUUUGGGGGCGGUGUGGGCCUCUGGAUCCUCAACAUGGAUUCAUUGAGUGCCCGCCGCACACUCCAUACCUUUGAUCUGCUUGGCUUCGGGCGGAGCUCAAGGCCAACCUUCCCAAGGGACCCAGAAGGAGCUGAAGAUGAGUUUGUGACCUCAAUAGAGACAUGGCGGGAGACCAUGGGAAUCCCCACCAUGAUCCUCCUGGGGCACAGUUUGGGGGGAUUCCUGGCCACUUCUUACUCUAUCAAGUACCCUGAAAGAGUUAAACACCUUAUCCUGGUGGACCCAUGGGGCUUUCCCCUACGACCAACUGACCCCAGUGAGAUCCGUACACCUCCAACCUGGGUCAAGGCUGUGGCAUCUGUCCUGGGGCGUUCCAAUCCACUGGCUGUUCUUCGAGUGGCUGGGCCUUGGGGGCCUGGACUGGUGCAGAGGUUCCGUCCGGACUUCAAGCGCAAGUUUGCAGACUUCUUUGAGGACGAUACCAUCUCGGAAUACAUCUACCACUGCAAUGCGCAGAAUCCCAGUGGGGAAACGGCAUUCAAAGCCAUGAUGGAGUCCUUCGGCUGGGCCCGGCGCCCCAUGUUGGAGCGAAUUCACUUAAUUCGAAAAGACGUGCCCAUCACCAUGAUCUAUGGGGCUAACACCUGGAUAGAUACCAGCACGGGGAAAAAAGUGAAGAUGCAAAGGCCAGAUUCCUAUGUCCGGGACAUGGAGAUCGAGGGUGCAUCGCACCACGUCUAUGCCGACCAGCCGCACAUCUUCAAUUCUGUGGUAGAAGAGAUCUGUAACUCGGUUGACUGAGCUGCUCUGAGAGGAAGAGGGGGAAGCCAGAGUUGCCGUCACCUCCCUGUCUUAGUCAGAACCUCUGUCCUUUCCUCACCAACUAACACAUGCCAGCCAGGCAGAGUCGGGCUCCCGAGCUCAGACCACAGUGAAAAAGAGCACUUCUGAUCCCAUGCUGAGGGCAAGAGGCAGAAUCCACAAGAGGCCUUGAACUCCCCACUCUGGGGAAGAGCAUAAAGGGUUGCCUAGUGCCGCCCAUUCUCUCCACGCCGCCGAGUGUGACCAGGUGUUGAUUAUGAGACUGCACAAGCCAUGCCGUCUCCCUGCAUGGCCUUCCCUUCCUCUGACAGAGGAAGGCUCCCAGCAGCCUUUCGAGUUUGGGAAUGUGUCUGAGAGUAGGUUCCAUACAGGAACAUAUUCCUUCUCCAUUACUCCAUGCCGCCAUCCAAACCCGGCUCCCACUUAACCCACCAAGAGCAGCCCUGUUCACCUGCACAGCCCCUUCCAUGACUUUGGAGGUCAUAGCCCAAGCCCUUAUUGGCCGAUGAGGAAAGAGAUCAGGGCAGGAUGGAACACAGCUCUGCGUGAUGGGUUCCAGCAGAACUGAGUCUACAGCCCAGGUCUGCUGCCUUCCAGCACGUGUUGCCUGCUUCAUUCACUAAGGUUCCACACAGACACCACUGCUGUGGGGCUGGUUUAAAGCUAACCUUGCUCCAUAUUCUAACCUGUUAUACGGGCACACUAUUACCUUGCCCUGUGUCUCAAUCCUGGUUGCCUAAGUUGGGACACUCGAGACCCUUCCCCUUCUUCCUCCCACUGUGAGGCUCUAAGCCUCUUCUGUGCCUUGGGCCCUAAAGCCCCAUGUGUAGUGUAGAGGGAAGAUGGCUCCUGGUGGAGAAGGGGGAAGUCCCUUCUACCUUAGAGUCAUGUCUGCAUUCACAAAGCCCACAAGCAUCUGCAGCAUUUUCUACCAGAGCUGAGGUCCCCUGAGAGCUCCUGCCCAUGGCUCACUGAGGAGCUUAAAGCCAACUGUUCUCUGUCCGCAUCAGUCACAAAGUGCUUCUCGCUGCCUGAGCCUCUAUGCCUACCAUCUGUCACCAUGGUCUCCAACUCACUCUGCUUCAGAAUCACCCGUCAGCCCUCUCCCAUGGAUUUCAUUCCAGGUCCUGCUCUAAGGCUUGGGGUACUAGGCUGGGCCUGGCCCCAGAAGCAGGGCAGUUCCUUCCUGCUCCUUCUCUUUUAUAAAGCCAACCCUUCACCAGAAUAGUAUUAACUCCUGGUGCUUUGUACUACCAGUCCAGCUGCCUCGGCCUCCUUUUCUAUAUUAAUAAAGAAGAGUAAAAACUGUU
This is a messenger RNA of Peromyscus californicus insignis, 2588 nucleotides long. It is a transcript of the gene Abhd4, whose product is annotated as abhydrolase domain containing 4, N-acyl phospholipase B. Gene Ontology annotation, molecular function: phosphatidylcholine lysophospholipase A1 activity. Bases 301 to 1257 code for a protein of 318 amino acids. The record is from RefSeq and is a predicted model, not a curated record. The transcript has 7 exons. Gene Ontology annotation, cellular component: lipid droplet. Lineage: Eukaryota; Metazoa; Chordata; Mammalia; Rodentia; Cricetidae.